AUAUAAAUUACGCUUUGCAAGUGCCAUCUAUACAUUUGGACAACGUAACCGACAACGCACCUUGAAUAAUCAUACAAGCUAAGCGCAGAUAGCUUGAUGAAGAUGAAGUUACUAGGUUGGAUGCACCGGAAACUAAAACACAACUGCAACGAGGCAGUGAAGAAUAGAACAUCAUUCGACCCAAGUCACCCAACGUACGGCUUCUCGGGAAAUCCCAACACCACCUGCACGUAUCAGAAAGUGAUUAAGGAAACAGAAGAAAAGCCAUUGAACGAGGUGUUCCAUGGGUUUCUGUCAAUCGGAACACUUGGCGGUGGUUCUGAAGAAGCUGCAGCAUUAUUCAAUAGUACAGACGAGCCACCAACUCCGACAUUCCCCACGUCGUUUGAGGAAACAACAACCCAGAUAACAGACCAAGAUUUGAAGCUUAUUACUAUAGAGCUGGAGAAAUUCCUUGAAGCCGAGGAGGAUGCACAGUCAUCAAAGAGGAGCAGUUACGCAAGCAUUAUUACCCUCACCGACAAAACCCAACAAGAUUCUUCUUCUUCUCCCACUCUUCUUCUCGACUGCCCUCUCCAGAAAUAUUUUUUUGGACUUUCAGAGUCAGAUAUGGCAGUAAAGAACGAAGAAGAAGCAUCAUUAUCUGAAGAUCUGCAGGAGGUAGUAGUUGUCAAAGGAAACGACAAGAAACGAGCUGGUAAGGCACAAUUUGCCAAAAACUUCAUGAAGAAGAUGCUCAAAAGCCUCAACUCCAAUUCCAAAUCAAAGACCCAUAUGCAUGCACCAAAUGAAUCUGCACCUCCAACCAAAAACAAAUUCCCAAAGGUUCUAAAGAUGUUGAAGAAAAAAGUUCACCCUGAAAGGUAUAUUGGCGAGAAGGGAGCAGAAAAGGAUGAGAACAGAGUUAAGGGCAGUCGUCUCCGCAGCUCAUCAGACACUACAGGAAACAUUUGGUUUCGUCAAAUGAUCUCCCCAGAGGAGGAGGAGUUAAUAAUGACAACCUCUCAGAGUUGCAGUGGCAGUGGCAGGGGUGGUGCAUUCAUGGAGAAUAACGGCCACUGGAUUAAAACAGACGCCGACUAUCUGGUUUUGGAGCUCUAGACAGAGGAAAGCUGCAAGAAGGGAGAAAUCAAACAUAUCAUGCACGACUCCUUAGUUCUUUCCACGCCUUAUGCAUCCAGAAUUAUAUUAAUCUCUAUUAAUUAUUUCAGUAACUAUAUACAUAUAUAUUUAGCUAGUAGUGUGUAGUGGGUAUGUAGUCGAUGAAGUCUGAAGAAAUAAGAAAGCAGUUUCAGUUUCUUUAAUUUGUGGUACACAAGUAUGGAGUAGUAAUUGGUUGUGAUGUUAAGUAUUUGGAGGAGUGGAGUGUGGUUGAAGUUUGAGUGUAUUGUAAUGGCUCAAAAUAUGAAAUGACAAAUAAAUGUGCGUUUAUGGUC
This is a messenger RNA of Ipomoea nil (Japanese morning glory), 1436 nucleotides long. RefSeq names its product protein LAZY 1-like. The transcript has 4 exons. NCBI's taxonomy places the organism in Eukaryota, Viridiplantae, Streptophyta, Magnoliopsida, Solanales, Convolvulaceae. Bases 97 to 1101 code for a protein of 334 amino acids. The record is from RefSeq and is a predicted model, not a curated record. Gene Ontology annotation, biological process: gravitropism; regulation of auxin polar transport.